Molecule: messenger RNA, 1466 nt
Organism: Ochotona curzoniae (black-lipped pika)
Lineage: Eukaryota; Metazoa; Chordata; Mammalia; Lagomorpha; Ochotonidae
Gene: LIPM
Product: lipase family member M
Exons: 9
Coding region: 174-1442 (422 amino acids)
Molecular function (GO): hydrolase activity, acting on ester bonds
Source: RefSeq, a predicted model, not a curated record
CUACUUGGUUUCCUUCUGUACCUGUCAACCAAGUUUACUUAAGUCUCUUGAACAUUUGGAGAAGGGAUUACAGCUGAAAAACAUAGGAAAGAGUUUUUAAACCCACAAAUCCUUCUCUGACUUGAGACGUAGUUGCUAUCGUGCCAAGAAAAAAUAAAUGCGCAUGUUGGACCAUGUCAGAAAUCUUAAGAGCAUGGAUUGUUUCACACAGAGUGGAGAUGUGGCUUCUGAUUCUGGUGGCGUAUUUCUUUCAAAGCAAUGUGAAUUCGGGACAUAUGCCAACCAAAGCUGUGGACCCAGAAGCUUUCAUGAAUGUUAGUGAGAUCAUCCAACACAAAGGGUAUCCCUGUGAGGAAUACGAAGUCACAACUGAAGAUGGGUAUAUCCUUUCUGUCAACAGAAUCCCUCAAGGCUUACUGCAAGCCAAGAAGGCAGGUGCCAGGCCUGUGGUAUUACUGCAGCAUGGCCUACUUGGAGAUGCUAGCAAUUGGAUCUCCAACCUACCCAACAACAGCCUGGGCUUCAUUCUGGCGGAUGCUGGCUUUGACGUGUGGAUGGGGAACAGCCGGGGAAAUACAUGGUCUCGGAAACACAAGACACUCUCCAUAGACCAGGAUGAGUUCUGGGCUUUCAGUUAUGAUGAGAUGGCUAGGUUUGACCUUCCUGCAGUGAUAAACUUUAUUUUGCAGAAAACGGGCCAGGAAAAUAUCUAUUAUAUUGGCUAUUCACAGGGAACCACCAUGGGAUUUAUUGCAUUCUCUACUAUGCCAGAGCUGGCUAAGAAAAUCAAAAUGUAUUUUGCUUUAGCACCAAUUGCCACUGUCAAAUAUUCAAAAAGCCCUGGGACCAAAUUUUUGUUGCUGCCAGACAUGAUGAUCAAGGGGUUGUUUGGUAAAAAAGAAUUUCUGUAUCAGACCAGGUUUCUCAGGCAACUUGUUAUUUACCUCUGUGGUCAGAUGAUUCUUGACCAGAUUUGUAGCAAUAUCAUCCUACUUCUGGGAGGAUUCAACACCAAUAACAUGAACAUGAGUCGAGCAAAUGUGUAUGUUGCCCAUUCUCCUGCUGGAACAUCUGUACAAAACAUUCUUCACUGGAGCCAGGCAGUGAGUUCUGGAGAACUCCGGGCAUUUGACUGGGGGAGUGAGACCAAGAAUCUGGAGAAAGGCAACCAGCCAACUCCUAUUCGAUACAAAGUCAGCGAUAUGACGGUCCCUACAGCAAUGUGGACAGGUGGCCAGGACUGGCUCUCAAAUCCAGAGGAUGUGAAAACACUGCUCUCGGAAGUAACCAACCUCAUCUACCACAAGAACAUCCCUGAAUGGGCUCACAUAGAUUUUAUCUGGGGGUUGGAUGCUCCUGACAGGAUGUACAAUGAAAUCAUAGAUCUGAUGCAACAGGAAGAAAACAACCUUUCCGAGGGAACGUGCAAAGUCACACCAUGAAACAACCUGAGGCUGACAAGUCUU